This is a messenger RNA of Caenorhabditis briggsae, 711 nucleotides long. It is a transcript of the gene Cbr-fut-5, whose product is annotated as Protein CBR-FUT-5. The transcript is spliced from 5 exons. The record is from RefSeq and is a predicted model, not a curated record. Gene Ontology annotation, molecular function: alpha-(1->3)-fucosyltransferase activity. Lineage: Eukaryota; Metazoa; Nematoda; Chromadorea; Rhabditida; Rhabditidae. Gene Ontology annotation, cellular component: membrane. The coding region runs from base 1 to 711 and encodes 236 amino acids.
AUGAGCCGAAAAACGGGUGAUGCCAUAUGCACAUGGAAAUAUUUGGGACAAUUUAAGAAACUUGGUGUUUGUGCUAGUAUGGUACCCAUAUGGGACCUACAAGAUGAGAAGGAAGAGGAUCUUUCUGGAAAAAUAGUCAUUUUUGCCGCAACCAACUUUUUUAGUGCCCCAUUCACGAAUUCCAAUUUCCAAGAAUGUAAUCUAAAUCUUCGGGAAAUCUCCUCAUUCCCAUUCCCUCGCCGACAGGAAAUUCCUUAUGUUAUGGUGGCUUAUGAAAGUCCAUACAAUGCAAAAUUAGAAACUUAUAAAGACUUUUUCAAUUGGACAAUGAGUUAUCGAAUUGAUUCUGACGUGUUCGCUCCGUACGGUGGAUUGCUGAGGAAUUCAGAAUUGGUAAAAGUCAACUAUACCGAAAUCUGGAAAUCGAAAACGAAAGGAACGUUAUGGCUGGUUUCAAAUAAUAUUGUCAAUAAUAAAAGGAAGAAAUUAGUGGAAAAGUUAAUCGAGAAUGGUAUGAAAGUUGAUUUGUACGGAAAAGUUUAUAAUCGAGAACCGGAUAAUUGUCCGCGAGAUGGAGCCCAGGAAGGGUGUGAUGAGAGGUUUCAGUCACCCUACAAAUUCGUCAUCGCUUUCGAAAAUAGUAAUUGCAAGGAUUAUGUGACUGAAAAAUUUUGGAGAAAAGCUGAGCAAUACAAAAUGGUCCCAAUUUGA